AUGAGCUACACGCUGGAGCCGCUCGGCAACCCGUCCUACCGGCGGGUGGCCGAGAGCCGGACCACCUUCAGCCGGGCCAGCGUGUCGCCGUCCAGCGGCUUCCGCUCGCAGUCAUGGUCGCGCAGCUCGCCCAGCACCGUGUCCUCGUCCUACAAGCGCAACGUGGCGGCGGCGGCGGCGCGGCCCUCCUACGGCUCCACGGUGCUGAGCUCCUCCGAGAGCCUGGAGCUGAGCCAGUCGUCGCUCUUCAACGGCGCCGGCGGCGAGCUGAAGCUGAGCCGCUCCAACGAGAAGGAGCAGCUGCAGGGCCUCAACGACCGCUUCGCCGGCUACAUUGAGAAGGUGCACUCGCUGGAGCAGCAGAACACGGAGCUGGAGCGCGAGAUCGCGGCGCUGCGCCAGCGCCAGGCCGGCCGCGCGCAGCUGGGCGACGCCUUCGAGCAGGAGCUGCGCGAGCUGCGCCGCGCCCUCGAGCAGGUCGGCCACGAGAAGGCGGCGCUGCAGCUCGACUCCGAGCACCUGGAGGAGGACAUCCAGCGCCUCAAGGAGCGCUUCGAGGACGAGGCGCGCCUCCGCGACGACGUCGAGGCCGUCACGCGCGCCCUGCGCAAGGACAUCGAGGAGGCGUCCAUGGUCAAGGUCGAGCUGGACAAGAAGGUGCAGUCGCUGCAGGACGAGGUGGCCUUCCUGCGCGGCACCCACGAGGACGAGGUGGCCGACCUGCUGGCCCAGAUCCAGGCCUCGCACGUCACCGUCGAGCGCAAGGACUACCUGAAGACGGACCUCUCGGCCGCCCUCAAGGAGAUCCGCUCGCAGCUCGAGUGCCACUCCGACCAGAACAUGCUCCAGGCCGAGGAGUGGUUCAAGUGCCGCUACGCCAAGCUCACCGAGGCCGCCGAGCAGAACAAGGAGGCCAUCCGCUCGGCCAAGGAGGAGAUCGCCGAGUACCGGCGGCAGCUCCAGGCCAAGAGCAUCGAGCUCGAGUCCGUCCGCGGCACCAAGGAGUCCUUGGAGCGCCAGAUCUCCGACAUCGAGGAGCGCCACAACCACGACCUCUCCACCUACCAGGACACGAUUCAACAGCUGGAAAACGAACUGAGAGGCACAAAAUGGGAAAUGGCACGUCAUCUGAGGGAAUACCAGGAUCUCCUCAAUGUCAAGAUGGCGCUUGAUAUUGAAAUUGCUGCAUACAGGAAACUUCUUGAGGGUGAAGAGACAAGAUUCAGUGCUUUCUCUGGAAGCAUCACUGGGCCAACAUUCACACAUAGGCAACCUUCUGUAACAAUAUCAACUAGCAAAAUACAGAAAGCAAAAGCUGAACCUGCAAAGCUAAAGGUCCAGCACAAAUUUGUAGAAGAAAUAAUUGAAGAGACAAAAGUAGAAGAUGAGAAAUCUGAACUAGAUGAAGCUCUUGCAGCCAUGGCUGAAGAACUGGCUGGUGGAGCUGUGCCUGAAGAGAAGAAGGAGGAAGAGGAGGGAGAAGCAGUAGAAGAGGAAAUUGUGGCAGAAGCAGAAGCCAAGGUUGCAGCAGCAGCACCAGAAGCUGGAGAAGAAGGAGAGGAAGAAGAGGGUGAGGAAGAAGAAGAAGCAAAAUCUGAUGAGGCAGAAGAAGGGGGAUCUGAAAAAGAAGAAGAAAAGAGUGAAAAGGAAGAAGGUGAGGAAGAAGCAGGUGAGGGAGAAGCUGAGGAAGAAGCAGGUGAGAGCAAGGCAGAAGAGGAGGCUGAAGAAGCUGAAGGAGAGGGGGAGGAGACCAUCACACCAGCCAAGGUAGAAAAGGCCAAAGCGUCUCCACCUAAAUCUCCUGUGGCAGAUGAAGCAGAGGCAAAAGAAGUGAGUAAGGAAGGUGGAGAUGAGAAGGAAGAAGAACAGAAAGAAGAGGAAGCAAAAGAAGAGGAGAAAGCAGCCUCCCCAGCAAAGGCAGGUUCUCCAGAGAAAGCAGCAUCACCAGAAAAAGCAGGGACUCCAGAGAAGGCAGCCUCUCCUGUGAAAGCUGGGACCCCUGAGAAAGGGUCUCCUGAGAAACCUAGCACUCCUGAGAAACCUGGAACCCCAGAAAAGGCCGCAUCUCCAGAAAAAGCUGCAACCCCAGAGAAAGCUGCAUCUCCAGAAAAAGCUGGAACUCCAGAGAAAGCUGCAUCUCCAGAGAAACCGUCCUCUCCAGUAAAAGCUGAAACUCCAGAGAAAGCUGCAUCUCCAGAGAAAGCUGCAUCUCCAGAGAAAGCUGCGUCUCCAGAGAAGGCAGGGAGUCCAGUGAAAGAGGUAGAAGAAACCAUCUCAAUCACCAAGGCAGCAAAAGUUGGCUCAGAGAAAGAACUGAAGGUAGAGAAGAAAGAAAAAAGUGAGAAGGUCUCCAAGGACUCCACCAAAGAAGACAUAGCCGUGAAUGGAGAAGUGGAGGACAAAGGGGAGGUAGAGAAAGACUCGAAGGCCAAGCAAAUAGAAGAAGAAGAUAAAGGUGUUGUCACUAAUGGUCUGGACAUAAGCCCCACUGAAGAGAAGAAAGGGAAGAGUGAAGAGAAAGUUGUGGUAACCAAAAAAGUAGAAAAAAUCACUAGUGAAGGGGAUGCUGGGACCACCACUUACAUCACGAAGUCUGUGACUGUCACACAGAAGAUGGAAGAGCAUGAAGAAACUGUUGCAGAGAAACUGGUAUCCACCAAGAAGGUAGAGAAAGUCACUUCUUCACAUGCUGUAGUGAAAGAAGUUAAAGAGAGCGACUAG
This is a messenger RNA of Varanus komodoensis (Komodo dragon), 2721 nucleotides long. RefSeq names its product neurofilament medium chain (gene NEFM). Gene Ontology annotation, molecular function: structural constituent of cytoskeleton. Gene Ontology annotation, cellular component: postsynaptic intermediate filament cytoskeleton; intermediate filament; cytoplasm. Gene Ontology annotation, biological process: neurofilament bundle assembly. The transcript is spliced from 3 exons. The coding region runs from base 1 to 2721 and encodes 906 amino acids. The record is from RefSeq and is a predicted model, not a curated record. NCBI's taxonomy places the organism in Eukaryota, Metazoa, Chordata, Lepidosauria, Squamata, Varanidae.